Molecule: messenger RNA, 1647 nt
Organism: Prunus dulcis (almond)
Lineage: Eukaryota; Viridiplantae; Streptophyta; Magnoliopsida; Rosales; Rosaceae
Product: purple acid phosphatase 22-like
Exons: 5
Coding region: 152-1489 (445 amino acids)
Molecular function (GO): acid phosphatase activity; metal ion binding
Source: RefSeq, a predicted model, not a curated record
AUAUCCAAGAUAAUUUCAAACAGACUUACUUCACGCCAUUGCAAUCCAAAUAUUUUAUACAAAAUUUUAUUUUUUUUCAAACUCUCUCAAGCUUCAUAUUAAAAGCCUCUCUAGGCUCUGCAAAUAUUUUGUAUAUCCAAUAGCUCUCAAAAUGAAGAAAUUAUGUCUUCCUGUUCUCUCUCUCUUCCUAAUCAUCUGUCUCUCCCCUCAACUCCUGAAAGCACAAGAUGAUGAUUUUAUCAGGCAACCCCCUCGCAGAGUCAUAUUUACUAAACACACCCGUUCGGACUCGGACCCUCAACAGGUGCAUAUUUCACUGGUGGGAAAAGAUCACAUGAGGGUUUCAUGGGUUACCAAUAGCAAGCAUGGAAAAUCAGUUGUGGAAUAUGGAAAGGCACCCGGGAAAUAUAAUAGCAAGGCAACUGGAGAAGACACAUCGUACAAGUAUUUUUUCUACAGCUCUGGGAAGAUCCACCAUGUUACCAUUGGCCCUCUGGAGCCUGCCACUAUUUACUACUAUAGGUGUGGAUGUUCAGAGCAAGAGUUCUCCUUCAAGACACCCCCACAAAAACUUCCUCUUGAAUUUGCUGUGGCCGGUGACCUAGGGCAGACUGAAUGGACAAACUCCACCCUAGAACACAUAGGAAGCAUAGACUACGAUGUACUUCUUCUGCCUGGUGAUUUGUCAUAUGCCGACACCCAUCAACCCCUCUGGGACUCAUUUGGCAGAAUUGUUGAGCCCUACGCAAGCAAACGCCCAUGGAUGGUCACCCAAGGCAACCAUGAGAUCGAGAGCUUCCCCAUCAUCUACCCAACUGGCUUCAAAGCCUACAAUGCCAGGUGGCGGAUGCCCUAUCAAGAGAGUGGGUCCACCUCAAACUUGUACUACUCUUUUGAGGUUGCUGGGACCCACGUUAUCAUGCUGGGGUCCUAUGUGGAGUUCGAUGCUGAGUCAGAUCAGUACAGGUGGCUUCAGGCUGACUUGGCAAAGAUUGAUAGGAAGAAAACCCCAUGGGUUGUUGUGCUUUUGCAUGCACCUUGGUAUAAUACGAAUACUGCUCAUCAAGGUGAAGGAGAGAGCAUGAGGCAGGCCAUGGAAGAGUUGUUGUACAAUGCAAGGGUCGAUGUGGUUUUUGCAGGACAUGUUCAUGCAUAUGAACGAUUUACCAGGAUUUACAACAAUGAGGCUGACCCAUGCGGUCCGGUGUAUAUGACAAUUGGUGAUGGUGGAAACCGAGAAGGAUUGGCAUUAACGUUCGAAGAGCCUGCUUCCCCUCUGUCCUUGUACAGAGAGCCAAGCUUCGGCCAUGGAAGGCUGAGAAUAGUAAAUGAAACACACGCAUUUUGGGGAUGGCAUCGAAACAACGACUCAAACUCGGUUGUGAAAGACCAGUUUUUGUUAGAGAGUUUGAGCAGCUCUAAAACAUGCUUGAAAUCUGUUAACCAGAAGGAGAAGACGGCAUCAUCAUCCGUCAAUGAUGAACUAUAGGAGAUUAUAUAUAAUUUCACAGAAAAUAAACAGUUUUCUUCUCAUAAAUUGUUUCUGUCUAGCCAAUGGCGAAAACAGAAUUUUUACCCCAAGAAGUCAUAAUGUAAAAGUUCUCAAAAAAGUUUGGAAUAGAAAUAACACUGUUAUAUUGACAUUAA